Messenger RNA from Amphiprion ocellaris (clown anemonefish), 1228 nucleotides. RefSeq names its product pancreas associated transcription factor 1a (gene ptf1a). Gene Ontology annotation, biological process: developmental process; regulation of transcription by RNA polymerase II. Lineage: Eukaryota; Metazoa; Chordata; Actinopteri; Pomacentridae. The transcript has 2 exons. Gene Ontology annotation, molecular function: protein dimerization activity; RNA polymerase II transcription regulatory region sequence-specific DNA binding; DNA-binding transcription factor activity, RNA polymerase II-specific. The record is from RefSeq and is a predicted model, not a curated record. Bases 125 to 946 code for a protein of 273 amino acids.
UGGCCGCUCUUCAACCAAAACCAAGUGUUGAGCAGAGCAGAGAGCAGAGCAGCGAGUUCAUCAAAGAAGAAACAACGUGUCAUUGUUUCCACGACAACAGGAGAAAGGCUCAGCGCGGACAGACAUGGACAGUGUGCUGGACCCUUUCUCCGGACUCGACUCUUUCUCCUCCCCUCCGUACUUCGACGACGACGACUUCUUCACCGACCAGUCCUCCAGAGAUGGACACCUGGACACUGAUGACUUUUUGGAUGACGACGUCGACUUCCUCACCAAUCAUUUCCAAGAUUAUUACGGCAAAGACAGCGGCAACAGAGCAGCGCCUCACGAUGGAGACUACGACUACGGCAACCUGUCCUUCUCCUCCUCUUCCUCCACCUUCUCAUACAGCUGCGCCGACAGCACCCCGGAACUUUCCCCUCAGAUGGUCCACCGCGGUGUCCCGUUACUGAAACGGAGGCGGAGGAUGAGGUCGGAGGUGGAGAUGCAGCAGCUGAGGCAGGCGGCCAACGUCAGGGAGCGACGGAGGAUGCAGUCCAUCAACGACGCGUUCGAGGGGCUGCGCUCUCACAUCCCCACCCUGCCCUACGAGAAGAGGCUGUCCAAGGUGGACACCCUGCGGCUCGCCAUCGGCUACAUCAACUUCCUGGCCGAGCUCGUGCAGUCCGAUCUGCCCAUUAGAAACUCCAACAGCGAGACGCACGCGCAACCUAAGAAGGUCAUCAUAUGCCACAGAGGAACAAGGUCUCCCUCCCCCAGCGACCCGGACUAUGGCCUGCCUCCGCUGGCCGGUCACUCUCUGUCCUGGUCGGAUGAAAAGCAGCUCCGGGAACAGAACGUCAUCCGCACCGCCAAGGUCUGGACACCGGAAGACCCCAGAAAACUGCACAAUAAAGCGGGCCUGACAGACAUUGAAAAUGAGCCUCCCUUCGGCCUGGUGGCCUAAACACGAACACCAGUGCGCCGUGCACUUGAAAGACACACUGUAAUGUGAAGAUCUGCUUCCAUUUUCUGAUAUUGUACUCCACGUUGUAGCCGAAAUAGUUUUAUCAUGUUGAUAAUUUUGUUUUUGUAAUUCAGGCAACUGGCAAUCAUGUAUUUAUUUUUUCCACAAGUGAUAAUAUAUAUUUUAAUUUAACUGUAAUGAGAGAGAAAAUGUAUUUUUAUAUUGGUGUACAAUGAUAUGAUUUAUAUUUAUAUUCAGUCUGCAAAUAAAUGCACCUACACA